UCUGAACUCAAGAUUGGUCCGAAUAUGAUAAGGGCUUUGUCAGCAAAGAUAGCUAUUUGUGGGCCUCGAACUUGGACCCUUGUGCUUACUGUUCCUUUCUUCUGUCGGGAGCGCGCCUCGGAGUAGGACUGCGCGCCUCUCUUCUCACGGUCGAGUGCAGUGCAGUGGCAUUAGUUAUUACACAGACCCCUUGUGAAGAUGGCGAUGUAUGCAGCUCUCCGGUGUGUUUCUUCAAACUUUUCCGCUGCUUUACCAUUGGUAGCUAGAUCUACCCAGAUUUCCUCGUGUCAGUAUUUCUUGAGGACAAACUUUCAACGCACGUUGAGCACAACUUCAAGUCUCGCAUCAGCUCUCAAAUACACAGACAAGCAUGAGUGGGUUCGAGUGGAGGGCUCCAUUGGCACAGUGGGCAUCAGCAGUUAUGCUCAGGAAGCUUUAGGAGAUAUUGUUUACUGCGGGAUGCCAGAGAUUGGGCAAAAGCUUGAACAAAUGGAGGAAUUUGGAGCGCUGGAGAGUGUAAAGGCCGCCAGCGAGCUGUACUCUCCGCUGACGGGGGAGGUAACGGAAAUCAACACAGAGCUAGCGGAGAACCCUGGGCUAGUCAACUCCGCCUGCUACGAAGGAGGCUGGCUCAUCAAGAUGUCCAUUGACAAUCCUGGAGAACUUGAGGGAUUGAUGGAUGAAGACGCAUAUGGCAAAUUCGUAAAAUCACUUGACACUGAAUAGUCUAAAGAUAUUUCUGGUCUUUCUUUUACAUUAAUCAUGAUUUUUUUUUUCUGUGGAUCCAUAUCAUGGGCAAAUGCUAAUGUUUUACUAUUCCUAUUUUGUAUUUAUUUUGAUUGAGACGGUGAUCAAACAGUAGUUCAUUCCAAAUGUUAACCAAAAACCCACAUGUAACACUUCGAAUAUUAAAUCAUUUUUCAAAGGGCUUCAGGCAGUUUUGUACCAGGAAAUGGUUGGGCCCAGCUCGACGUUGAUCUUUUUAAGUUUUCUUUGUAAACAAAGUGACAAAAUAAAGCACAAUUCUGUGA
Messenger RNA from Engraulis encrasicolus (European anchovy), 1031 nucleotides. RefSeq names its product glycine cleavage system protein H (aminomethyl carrier), b (gene gcshb). The transcript has 5 exons. Gene Ontology annotation, biological process: glycine decarboxylation via glycine cleavage system; protein lipoylation. Gene Ontology annotation, cellular component: glycine cleavage complex; mitochondrion; cytoplasm. The record is from RefSeq and is a predicted model, not a curated record. NCBI's taxonomy places the organism in Eukaryota, Metazoa, Chordata, Actinopteri, Clupeiformes, Engraulidae. Bases 199 to 726 code for a protein of 175 amino acids.